Messenger RNA from Staurois parvus, 349 nucleotides. Lineage: Eukaryota; Metazoa; Chordata; Amphibia; Anura; Ranidae. The record is from the annotation of a GenBank genome assembly.
UAAAUUAAUUGGUUUCCGUGAAAGUUAUAGUGUUUACAAAUGGCGAUAUAUAUACUGGGAUUUUUUUUUUUUACUAGUAAUGGCGGCAAUCAGCGACUUAUAGCGGGACUGCGGCGGGCACUGACUUGGUGUCACUGACAUCCCCAGUGACACCAAUACAGUGAUCAGUGCUAAAAAAAAUGUACUGAUGUGUACUAAUGGCACUGGGCAGGAAGGGGUUAACAUGAGGGGCGAUCAAAGGGUUAACUGUGUGCUGGGUGUGUUUUACUUCACUGUAAGCACACUGCUUUGGAUGGUUGUGCUGUGCACAGCCAUCCAAAGCAGUGUGCAGGAGCUGACAGGGAGAACU